UAACUCGGAUGUUUUUCACAUGUAUACUCAUAAUUUUUUCACUUCUGUACUAAGUAACACCAACAUGACUAAAAAGCUUCUUGGGAAAAUUCUGCUGAUCGCGGUGACAUUUUUGAAUAUUCUAAUAAUUUUUGGGCAAUUUUCAACCUAUUCUUUGCUUAAAAAGUCAAAAUUAUUCGGUAUUCUUGAAGAUGUGAAUGAGAAUUCGAAUCGAAUGUUUGAUGUCCCCGAGUUCAAGUAUUUAAUUUCCAAACCGAGAUGCAGUCGUAACAGCUCAGCGCCAUAUUUUGUCACAUUGGUGCAUUCAUCACCGACGCAUUCCGAAAGACGGGCUGCUUGCCGAGAUACGUGGGCACAUUCGGAUCCACGAACGAAAACCUAUUUUCUGAUGGGAAUGGUUCAGUCUCCGUCACUGCAAAAAAGAAUCGACGAAGAAGAUGCACGAUUCAAUGAUAUCAUUCAAGGGAAUUUCGUUGAUUCAUACCACAAUCUGACGUACAAACACACAAUGGCCUUGAAAUGGUUCUCAGAAAAUUGUCCCGAUGUCAAGUAUUUGCUGAAACUGGAUGAUGCCGUUUUCGUGAAUGUUCCAGCCGUCCAUGAAUAUUUGUUAAACAAUACAGAAAAUGGAGUGCAUUUACAUGGCUUCAGAGUGAAUCGACUAGUUCAACGCGGUGGAAAAUGGAAAAUGACACGUGAAGAAUUUUCCGAUGACCUUUAUCCAGAAUUUGUAGGAGGCGCAUCGGUUAUUUAUUCCAAUGAUUUUGUGCAUGAGGCUUUGAAAAAGACAUUUACAACACCAUAUUUCUGGAUUGACGAUGUCUAUGUGACCGGAAUAAUUCGUGAGCAACUUAAUGCUACGAUCAAAUCUAUUAACUACCUAAAAUUGGGAGGCGAUAACUUGACGAAAGUCUUAGAAGGCAACGUUACAACAUUACCGGAGCCUAUGUUUAUUGUUAGUGAACAUGAUCGAAAUUACGAUGAUAUGAUUAAACUCUGGGAAUUCACGAAAUCAUACAGAAAAACCCAACCACAUCGAAUGAGAUGAAGUCCUGACCAUUUGCGUGAACGCAUCCAAGUACGCAUUCUUAGUAUCAAAAGAACCAAAAUAAGACAAAUUAAAAUAUUUCUUACCAGUUCAAAGAAAAAAGUGGACAUUGAGUUUACUGGUUUUAAGUAUCUCAGAUGAAAUGAUCAAUCGUUCAGUUAGUAUCAUUUAAACAUAAUCUUUAUUAUAUGUGAAUAGAGAAAAAUGUUUUUUCAUUCAAUUGCUAAUCUAUGUUGAAUAGUUUAAAAUAUAACUUGCAUCGAUCAACAGAAAUUGUAACAAUAGUUUGGGACAAAAAAAAAUUAAAACCAUGAAUUGUAUGUGUUCAUUGUUCAUUCACAUGCUUUUGAUGGAUCGAAAACUCGUUAGUGUGUGUGUGUAUGUUUUUUUUUCUCUCAAAUUUAUCUGUUGAUUGAUCAAAGUUCCAAGAACGAAAUAGCUAUCGCAAUUGUAUCGAUUCGCAUUUGACAUCUGAGUGAUACUAUACAUUAGGUUAUUUACAUACAAACAUUUACAUGAAUUGUUGCUGAUUCUAAUCAUAAUAGUGAAUUGCAAACCCUCACAAAUAAAAUUUUCUUUCAAGUGAAAUUGCUGGCUA
Messenger RNA from Sitodiplosis mosellana (orange wheat blossom midge), 1646 nucleotides. RefSeq names its product beta-1,3-galactosyltransferase 5-like. The transcript has 2 exons. Gene Ontology annotation, molecular function: hexosyltransferase activity. Bases 20 to 1048 code for a protein of 342 amino acids. NCBI's taxonomy places the organism in Eukaryota, Metazoa, Arthropoda, Insecta, Diptera, Cecidomyiidae. The record is from RefSeq and is a predicted model, not a curated record. Gene Ontology annotation, cellular component: membrane.